This is a messenger RNA of Cydia amplana, 1923 nucleotides long. Its product is annotated as homeobox protein Hox-B4-like. Bases 764 to 1747 code for a protein of 327 amino acids. The record is from RefSeq and is a predicted model, not a curated record. Gene Ontology annotation, cellular component: nucleus. Gene Ontology annotation, biological process: regulation of transcription by RNA polymerase II. NCBI's taxonomy places the organism in Eukaryota, Metazoa, Arthropoda, Insecta, Lepidoptera, Tortricidae. The transcript has 2 exons. Gene Ontology annotation, molecular function: DNA-binding transcription factor activity, RNA polymerase II-specific; RNA polymerase II cis-regulatory region sequence-specific DNA binding.
GUUAUUGUGUUCCGAAAAUAAAUAAGCAAAUAGCAGCUGCCAUUUUAAGUAAAGUGACAAAAACCCUGUUCACACCUUGAAAUCGAUUUACGUCACAAAAAUAAAUGAAAGCGUUUCGAAGGGAGCAUUCAACACAACACAAAGUAAAUAGAAAAACAUCCGUUACAUCCAGCUUCCAACAUUCGCACUAUUAUCUCGCGAGAACCAAUCCAAAAUGGAGAAUACAGUGGUGCUCCCCUAUUGGUCCGCUCGCAUCAAGCCUGCCUCCUCUUCCACAAAGCUCCGCCUACCACAAACAAAAAACUUUCCAGAAUAACGACCAACCUUCCUGUGAGUGCACAUGUCCAGUCACAUCCCUAGUCCAAAACAAAAACCACUCAAUGAAAAGCAGGUAGAACGAGCUUCAAAUACUAUUUCAAUGACACAAAAAACGUAUUAAACUCUUAUCGUAGAUUUCGUUACGCCAAUAUUGAUAUUGAUUAGUCCAUCUCGCUUAAUCUGUACAAUUUUGACGGUGUUAGACAAGGACGGGGUAAGUCAGUUUUAGUGUGGUUAAGAAAAAAUAUGUGUUCACGUUCAGUGUUCGUCGGUACACCUGGCGUGCGGGCGCGCGGUCGAUAGCGCACGGCGCGGCACUAGCCCGUUUUAAAAUUCGAACGCACCGAAUUUCGGGACGCCAAUCGCUGGCGCGAAUACUGUCUCACCCGUCGACGUAGUGAUGUGUGUGUAAAUAUCGACAUCGAUAGCGGUGAUCGUGACAAACAUGAUGACUAUGGACAUCGGGAUGUACAACAACCAGCAGAAUUAUGGCAGCGCCGAGUUUUACCAGCAGGGGGCAGCGUAUCAGCCGCCGUACGAGGGGUAUCAUGAGGGGUACUAUGAACCUCCGACUCACUACUACGAGCCGUUACUGCACUCGCAGCCGGGACAUGAGCCCCCACCACCUGUCAUCAGUACCGAUACAGGUCUAUGCUACACAAACCUAGACUACGGCGAACUGCAACAGAAUUACCAGUUGCAUCCAAUUCAGCAUCACCCGGAGCCAUUCAAACAUAGAGAAGAAGUUCGCCACGAGGACAUGCACCUUCACGAGCAUAAAAUAGACAACCAUUACUUAGAGACAAAGUAUAACAUGCACUUCGUUGACGAAGGAUCGAUGGCGUUCAAUCCAGCUUCUCCAAUGGCUUGCGGGGAAUUCGAUUACCAGCCAAAGGACGAGUUCAGCGGGUUGCGGGAGUUCCGUGAAGAUUGCGGGGGCCCGCACCUCCCACCCACGGGGCUGCAGCAUCCGCCGACGCACUCCGCCGUGCCAACCUACAAAUGGAUGCAAGUCAAGAGGAACGUUCCUAAACCUUCAGCUCCAAAGCUGAUGAUUCCCCCGGCGGAGUUCGUCGCCCAGGGCGUCAUGGGCAGCCCGCAAGAUGGCAUGCGCACCCCCACCGGCAGCCAGAUGCUACCCAACUCCCUGCUCAACCUCAACAACACCGGCCGCACCAACUUUACCAAUAAACAACUCACAGAACUAGAAAAAGAAUUCCACUUCAAUAAGUACCUCACUAGAGCGAGGAGAAUAGAGAUAGCCUCCGCUUUGCAACUGAACGAGACCCAAGUCAAAAUAUGGUUCCAGAAUAGACGCAUGAAACAAAAGAAGAGAAUCAAGGAAGGGCUAAUCGUGGCCCCCGAUGUCCAAGCAGCAGUUUCGUCUGAUGUUGUUGGCUCCAGUGAGAACAGUCGAGAAUCAAGUUAAAACGUGAACUUGAGAGACCAUUAAUAGUUUUGUUAGUGUUGAAGUGAAGAAAUUUUAUCUAUUUAAGACUUUGUACAGAGCUUCCUUGUAUUUAAUUGUAGGUUGUGUAAAAUACAAAUGUUCCUUUGCCACGCUCAUCAAUAUUUUAGAAACAAAUAUCUUUAACCUUCAUUCAG